AUGGAUCAAUUGACAAUAAAAACCCCAUUACUGCCAUUUAGAGAACCGUUAAACGGCGGACCCACUUUUCUGUUGAAAUAUGAGAAUUUACAGCCAGGCGGAAGCUUCAAAUCAAGAGGAAUUAGUCAUCUCAUCAAGACGACAAUGGAUUCCAUAUCUGAUCCUGAAAACGAAUUAGCUGUUUAUUCAAGUUCUGGUGGGAAUGCUGGGCUUGCAGCUGCUCGUGCAUGUGCUACCUUGAAAGUACCAUGCACUGUUAUUGUCCCUAAAUCGACAAAGCCAAGGAUGAUUAAGAAAAUAGAGUCAGCAGGUGCUAAGGUCGUGAUCUUUGGUGAUCAUUGGAAAGAAGCUGACACGUAUUUAAGAGAAUAUGUCAUGAGACAGUCUUCGUAUUCAAAUACUCUUUAUGUGCACCCUUUCGAUAACCCCAUUAUCUGGGAUGGUCAUUCGACAAUGAUUGAUGAAAUCAUUGAACAGCUGGCGGAAUCCCAUACUGACAUCAAUGAUGUAAAAGGGAUUGUGUGCAGCGUUGGAGGAGGCGGUCUGUACAAUGGGGUCGUUAAUGGAUUAGAAAGACAUGGAUUGGCGGGCUCAAUUCCUGUUUUUGCCAUGGAAACCGAUGGGUGUGAUGUAUUGAGCAAGUCUUUGAUAGCUGGUGAACCCGUAGUAUUGGAUAGAAUCAGUAGCAUAGCUACUUCUUUGGGAUCAACCGAAAUAUGCGCAGACUCUUUUCAAAAGGCUAUUAAAUUUUCGUCGAAGUCAAUUGUCUUAGAUGAUAAGAAUGUUGUUGAUACUUGUUUGAGGUUCUUUGAUGAGACCUCGAUUUUGGUCGAACCAGCAUGCGGUGCUUCGUUACAUACUUGUUAUCGUCCUGAACUGUUAGGACCAUUGGGACCAGAUGAUAUCGUAGUAGUUAUCCUUUGCGGUGGAUCAUGCAACACUUAUGAUGAUCUAAAAAGUUUCCAUUGA
This is a messenger RNA of Kluyveromyces lactis, 969 nucleotides long. RefSeq lists its product as uncharacterized. The coding region runs from base 1 to 969 and encodes 322 amino acids. The transcript has a single exon. Gene Ontology annotation, molecular function: pyridoxal phosphate binding; L-serine ammonia-lyase activity; threonine deaminase activity. NCBI's taxonomy places the organism in Eukaryota, Fungi, Ascomycota, Saccharomycetes, Saccharomycetales, Saccharomycetaceae. The record is from RefSeq and is a predicted model, not a curated record. Gene Ontology annotation, biological process: L-serine catabolic process; L-threonine catabolic process.